This is a messenger RNA of Mus musculus (house mouse), 9816 nucleotides long. It is a transcript of the gene Mims1, whose product is annotated as family with sequence similarity 210, member A. The transcript has 5 exons. The record is from RefSeq and is a predicted model, not a curated record. Bases 453 to 1274 code for a protein of 273 amino acids. Gene Ontology annotation, cellular component: cytoplasm; mitochondrial inner membrane. NCBI's taxonomy places the organism in Eukaryota, Metazoa, Chordata, Mammalia, Rodentia, Muridae.
GGGCGCGGCUGGCCCUGGGUGGUGGAGGCCUAGUGUUUGCUCGUCCUCCGCUCGGCCGGGUGGCCCUGCCGAGGCAGUUCCUCACGGCCCGUGCGGCGGGAAUCCGUGGAGACGUCCCCACAUCCUGAGAGGUACCCACUCAUGCAGCAUCAUCAUGCUUGCAGGGGCAUGUGCACACACACACAAGUAAAUAAAUAACAAGGUAAGUUUAAAAGGAAAACUUCAUCCAUUUGCCAUCUGUGAAUCUUGGUAGCUGCCCAGGGGAAGAAGGUGGAGAAGAGGAAAGUGUGUGGUGUGUGAGCAGCCCCAUGAAGGAGAGGAAGGCUUCAAAGAGAGGGGGAGAAGCCCAAACGAGAGAAGACCAGCAUCUGAGAGAGACAGAGGAGAAGGAGGGCAGACUCAACAGACCUUGAUGUUUCUGUAGAAGCUGAAACCCAUCACUGUCCUUCAAAAUGCAAUGGAAUGUACCACGGACUAUGUCUCGGCUGGCACUCAGGACAUUCGUGGAAGCACAGAAAGCCAGGCUCUUUGAUCACCAUUGGCGCAUAAAAGGGCCGUUACUUGUGCAUAGAGGUGAAUACAGAGUGGCUUGGACACCACACCUUCGAAAGCAGUGGCUACAUUUAUCUGCUGUUCAGUGCCUUGCAAAGCAAAGGAAUCUCUUAGAUGCUCAGCCGCCUCAGCUGGGGACCCUUCGCCAGGAACGAUGGGAGCAGGACAUUUUAUCCAAGAGGGUUUUAUCUUCCAGUUCCACAUCCCAGGAAACUCCAUCAGAAAAGAAGGAAGAAACAGACCCUUUACAAGACAAAUCUAUCAGUCUGUAUCAACGGUUUAAGAAGACAUUUAGACAAUAUGGAAAAGUUUUAAUUCCUGUGCACCUAAUAACUUCUGGGAUUUGGUUUGGAACAUUUUACUAUGCAACUAUAAAAGGAGUGAAUGUCAUCCCCUUCCUAGAGGUCAUUGGGUUACCUGACAGUAUCGUGGACAUCCUGAAAAACUCCCAAAGUGGGAAUGCGCUGACAGCCUACGCCAUGUUUAAGAUCGCAACGCCUGCCCGCUACACCGUGACCUUGGGAGGAACCUCCUUUACCGUGAAGUAUUUGCGAAGUCACGGCUACAUGUCAACCCCACCGCCUGUCAAGGAGUACUUGCAGGGCAGAAUGGAAGAGACGAAGGAGCUCAUCACAGAGAAAAUGGAGGAGACAAAGGACAGACUCACUGAGAAGUUACAAGAAACCAAAGGAAAAGUGUCCUUUAAGAAAAAAGUGGAAUGAGGGUGCCUUAUUACAGAAAAGCCUACACUAUCCCUCGGUAGACUCUGGGCAAAGAACAUGUUUCUGAUUUUUUUUUUUUUCUUUUUUUGGUUACUUGCCUAAAUGUAUUCAUUCUCUGCGGGUUAAAGAACAAAGAUAGGUUUGGGGGGUUUUUUUGUUUUUUAAUUUUUGUUCUUUUAAGUUAAAUAACAAUAGGGAGGAAAAUCAAUGUUUUUCAAAAUGAGGAAAUGAACCCAGCAUACAGCAUUUAUAUGAGAUGCAGCAAUAAGCAGUAGUUGAUGUCCUAGAAAUCAGAGUUCUUUUUGCUUCGUUUCUCUGACCCCUGCAGUAAGGCUGUGCUGGGCAGUCCACUCCCAGAGGAACAUUCACUAAGGACCCAGUCCUGUGGGAAUGAAUUUACACCAUUGAAGACUCUGGAUGGAGAGACGAGAGACACUCCCUACCACUUACCAAGUAGACCUUAUUUCAAGAAGGUCAUGUUAAAGGAAUCAGUCUUACAUUUAUAAAUAAUAUAUAUUGGCUAUGUAAUGAAAUGGAUCUUUUAAAGUGGUUUUUACCUGGAGCUUGUCAACUUACAGUUUUUAAAGCCUAUUCCUUCUCAGUCUUGACUGUGCUUGGUGGAUGGUCAAGUGGACGGUCAGACGUUCUUAUAACCUGUGUCUUCUCCAACUAAUCCUUGGAGAAUCAUGGAAGUUUUACACUCUUCAUUGUUGCCAUCACAUACAUCAGCAAGUCAGGUUCACUGUUUAACUGCAUCAAGCUUUGCAAGACCGCUGCUGAUUUUGGUAGGAGCAAAAGUCUGUAACGGAAUGUGGAGGAGAUGGAUGCUCGAGGGUGGUACUCGUAGACAACAGGUGGGAGGAGCACCGUGUGGCUCAUUGGUUUCUAAGACCUCUCCUGCUGCUGCUUCAACUCCUUCAGGAUUUCGGUCUUUUAUCCCUGGUCAAAACAGGCCUGUCUGUCACAGAUACCAUUAGUGUUGUGGCUCAGGUUUCUCAUUGGAAGGGGAAAUUACUGCUUAAAUAUUCUGCUUGAUUUUUUAUAUAUAUAUAUAUAGCAAAAAGCUCACUGCUUGUAAUUCAACGACUGUCAAGCAAGUCCGAUGACUGCAGAGUGUCUUUCUGUUUGUGUGUCUUUCCUUCAGGUCUAACCCUUGAUUUGACACUGGGGCAAGAAAUGCGUCUUUAGAGAGCAUUGGCUUUGACUUAGCAUCAGGAGAAUGUCAGAGCCCAUGCCACAUUGCUAUCCCAUUCAGUCCCUGCUUUGUGUCAGACUUUAUGUCAAAUGCUUAAUUUAGCCAAAUUUAGGAAAUGGAGGAAUAACUUCACACUUGAGGCACUCAGUCAUUAUAUUGAAACACCAUUGAAGUAAAAAUGCUUUGGUUGAAGUCUUUCUGGGUUGGAAGAAUUACAGAGGGGAAUUUGUCCUGUUCUUUUGUUUGUUGGCAGCCUGAUUAAUCUGAGGUAGAGGUCACUGAGUGAACUGCUAUAAACAGACGGCACACUUUCAAAUACAAUAUAAACAUGGCAGCACACUGGAGCCUGCUUAUUAAAUAGUCAGGUUCUAAAUGCUGGUGUGUUCACAUGUUCCCUUUGAAGCCACCAAGAAUGCUAUGCCAACAUGUGGUGGUACAUGGAAUUCUUUCUUCUAAAACCUUUUAUCUGUCGUAGUGCAUAACUGGAGAGUUCUUAAGACAUUGCUAAUAAUCAUGAGACUGCAACUUUCUUGUCCUAAGUCAGUACCUUCUGCCUAGUCCAUUGUAGUCUUAUCACCAUCCAGUUUUAUGUCUGGGUCAUGUGUACCCAGUUAAAGCAGAUGAGGAAAUGCUGUGUGUGCUUUAAAUCUGAUAAAAAUAUUUCUAAUGAUCUGAGAAGUUACAUUGUUACAAUUUGACAUCAGUUGUGUCAUAAAAAUGCUGUUGCCAAUGUAUUAUCUUUAAGGCAAGAAACAGCUUAUAGGCAAACCUGUAAUAUGUUGAUAGCAGACAACAGUAACAUUUCAACUUAAAUUAUCAAAAUGUAUAAUAUAGAUAGAUUUUUGUAUAUGCUGAACUGCAUUUUAUUUAAAGUGGAUCUUGCAUUUCUCUAAGCUGCAAGGGAAGCCGGACCGCCAUGCCUGGUGAGCAUAUCCAUCCUUUGAAAGAUACACUCAUGUCCUAAACGGAGCUGUGACUGAGAUUUAGUGUUUUCAAUAUGAACAAAAAGCAUUUGCCUAGCAAAUUAAGUUCAAAUGAAGGCUUAGUCUUUUGAAGAAUAAAGCAUAAAACCAGCCUUUUAGAAUAUCACAUCAUUAUUGAGAGCCUUUUGUGCAAAAUGGGGUGCUGUUCAGUUUCACCAAAGGGAAAAGAUGUAUGUUGGGAUUAGCUGCCUCCCACAGUGGAACAAUAAAACUAAGCCUUCCAGUAUAUUCCCCCGAGUUCUCCAUUGUAAAUCCUCCUCCAUCAUCUUUACAGAGGAAAGAGCUACGUUCUUUAUGCUCAGGGGAAAGAGCUGGUCAGUUCCUUGUUUCUGUGGUCUUCAACCAUGGUUCUGGGAAUUUUAAACAUCUUUAUACUUUGGGCAGAAGAGGUGUUUGAAGAAAAGGAGGCUGUGUUUUAGACACAUUGAGCUUCUUUUACUGUUCUUUGAACCAUGUGCAAGUCUUCAGGAUUUCAUAAUAGCUUUGGAUAGAAAAUCAACUAUUACAGAUGGUAACGACCAGGAGGGGCUAGAGUGACCUUACAAAUGGGGGGGAGGGGCUCACCUUUUCCUGUGCCUUGCAAAUAGAGGAGAUUUUCGUAGUAUACACACACAUUUUUGAAUUACUAAAGGACUUCUAAAUACAGGUUGCUAUAGAAUUAAAGGAAUAAUGUUUUGGUAGCUACAGUUCAUUUGUUAAUAUUUGUUUCAGAUUUUCAAAACCGGGUCUGCAUACGACCAAAAAUAAAGCAAAUUUAAAUGGUCAAAAGUUCUCCCUGACCUAUUUAAGUGCCCUUCCUGCACACCAUUCAGUUGUUGGCAUCAAGAACUCACUGUUGAGUUGACUUAAGCAAGAGCGUGAUGUCAGAGUCCUUGGAGCCUUGGCCUUAGGCCUGACUAGCAAAGGAGCGUGUGGUGAGGAUGUGUGGGUCUUGGAGUUGGAAAUUUGCAGAACAGGGGCAGGAGAAGCAGUGAGAAGGGUGUCACGUAUUCUUCAAAUAGUAACUGUGCUUGGUCUCCAUUGGCCCAUGUGUAUGGUAUUUGCCAAUUUUGAAUUGAGUAGGGUAUCCAUUUAAAAAAAGAAAGGGAAGGAAAGAAAGAAAAGUCAUAUACCUAAGGGACAGGAAAGUUUGGACCUCAUGUCUUUCCUGAUGACCGGAAUGGCCUCAGGACACUUCUUUCCCAGAAUCCCUCUUUCACCAUGAACUUUGGCCUUUUAAAGAGACUUUCCUCUUAUACUCUGAGCUUCUCACAGGUGAGUGCUGAGUGAGGCUCACUGAGUUGAUUUUCCCUGUGGGUUUUUUUUCCUUUCCCUUUGUGACGUCUGUGUCCUUUGUUCAUUCUAACCAGUCAAAACAAGUUGAUAUCUCCUGUGUCUCCAGGAUUGAGCUUUGAAAAUUAAGGUGUAUUCUUCCUUAUACAGCAUUGAUAGUCACUAACAGUAAUUACAGAUCCUGAGUAUCCCGUGGCAAUUAUUUGGUUAUUUUGAUAAGAAUGGUCCUCUUAGCAGGAAGAAUGCACCCUGAUGCAGAACACUUGAGGGCAGAGUGGGACGUGGCUUAUUCUGAGGAUUCACUUGAAUGGCCUUGAUAAGAAAGGACUCUCAGUCUCAGAGCAUGGCUCCUUAGGGAGUGAGCCAUGGGGAUCAUUGCUGUUUUCUCUGGGAAAUAAUCUAAAGAACAAACCUCGGGAGAUGAGCGAAUGGCUCGCUCACUGCCACAGCGUCGCCUCUGCCUCCUCCUGGCCGCCUCCCUUUGUCCAGCCUUUUCUGCCUUGAAUGUUGCCCGAUUUAAAGGUUAGCAAACAGUCCCUGAACCGAGGACACAUGCAGGGAGUGCUGGUGGGCGUCUGCUCGGCAGGGCUGUGAAGCCUAACCCCUGGUCAAGCGUGCAAACUCUCACGGAGCGUACUUCCGAGGGCCUGAGGCUUCCAGCUGAAACCCAACUUCCUUUUUGUUUGAACAAGAUGAAAUCUCUCCCCCUUUUUAAUCCAAACAUAUAGUAAAAGACACGUUUUGUCACAUUUGACAAUUCCAUUCAAGAUGCUGCACAAAACAACAGCAUCUCUGCAUCAUCCUUUUCCAAUUAAAUGUUUAUUCUUUAUCCUGGAUUUGACUUGGGGAAGGGUAACAGCAUGUUCAUAUAAACAUCGGUUAGCUCUCGCCAUAUCUGCACCUCUGAGUACUAGACUGAAGAUUCUAUGACGAGUGUGUUUUUACUCAUUUGAAUUCAUUUUUCCUCAGGACUCUUACUAUGGUGGCCAACUUGUCUCACAGUUGCUUUAUUUAUUUAAGAAUGCAGGUAAGGUGUCCUUACCUGCUUGGUAUCCUGGCGAUGGCAGUGUAGAGUCAUAGGGCUCUGUGACCUGGGACCUCAGUCAGCAUGUACAUUCUGUUUCCUUGGAGAAACAGAGGCAGGUUAGUGCGGACACACGGCUUGUACGCUUUACCUCUUUUGACCAGUAACAGACAGGUAUGCAUUAGCCCAAAGUAAAAAGUACUGUCAAACAAAUAUGUCCACAAAACCUGAUGCAGUGUUUGUUGAACAGGUGAGCACCUUUGUUGGUUACACUUUAGGGAGGGGGCAUUUCAGAUUGUCACUUCUGUUUUAUUUCUGUUUGUGCUCUGAUAACUCCAACCCCAGCCUAAGAGCUGUAGAAUUUGGCGCUGAGUAGGUCAUGUUAAUAUGCUGAAGGCAUGUUAUAGUUGAAGAAAAAAACACCAAGACCUGGGUCUGAAGUUCAGCCAGUCCCUACUCAUGUGGUCUCUUCCCCCGUGUGGCAGAUACUUAAGUAUGCCACGUAAGGGACAAUAGAAUUCAGGCCAGUUGAUUAUGUUUGUCAGCAAUACAUAGCCUGGCUCUAAUGCUGAUGCCCUUCAUCCUUUGGAGUUGAACUUUGUACCUUACUUUCUUUAGAUUCUACUCUGUUUAUCUUACUUUUAGAGUAACCUGAAAGGGACACAGUUAAACUAUCCUGUGGCCUUACUUUAGCUUCAUUUUCUCUUUAGUGUGGGGGUGUACUGGGGUGGGGGUGAGAGACAAAAGGUCCAGUCUUGCUCUGUUUCCCGUCACCAUCUAGUGAAGCUGGCCUUAGCAAAGCACUCGAGUUGCAGUUUUCGUGCAACACACAACCCGUACGUGAGACUCUAAUUUCUCUUCCAGUCAUAAAACACCUUUUUGCCUUUUCCUAAAUCCACAUUUGAGAGCUGCAGUGAAGGAAAAACCCUCAAUCAAAUCUAUAUUUUUAUACAUAUAAGUAACAUUAAAUAUCUCACAUAUCAUAGAGCGUUUGGCCUCAAGAAGUCCUCAGUGUCUCCUUGGUUCAAGACGAGGCCAUCAUCUUCUUCCUGCCCAUGCGUAAUACCAGACAGUGGCCAUGGUGUCUGAAGCUCUGUCAGUAGCAUACUUGAAGCCACCUGAGACUUAUUUUUCCAUUUAAUUGCUGCCAAUUGCAAGAACACCAGAAGCCAUUGGAAACUGGUAUUUUUGGAAAAUUUGGUGUAAUGAAGUUCAAGAUAUACUCAAAAAGUACGAGGUUUCACCAAACGAGUGUGCUUUCCCUCUGUGCGUCCCAUGAAGAUGAAGUUGAGGUAAAGCCUGUGGUACAUUUAUUAGGAGAGCAGAUUUCCUAGGAAGUAUUCCCAGUCCCAAAAAAGGAAAACAGAACUGUGUGCAGCAACGCAUGUGUAUUCUUCACUGCCUCGACAGUUGUGUGCCUUGUGUAUAGCGACAACAUCCACAGGUCCUGCACCCAGAAGACCAUGUGUGGCUAAUAUGCCCAUUCCUUCAGGUUGGAGAGCAAGAAUGAUGGGCCCUCAUUGGCCAGCAGUUGUCACUUCAUGUGGACACUGAGGAUCUGGUGGGCUGCCCCUGCCUUAAGUGGCCCCUUGUCUUUAGCUCUGCUUGACUGAAACAAUUAUGCAUGCUUUGUUAAAUGAAAAUUUGGAACUACCUCCAGCCCGGGACAUUGGUUAUCUGAGGUGAGCUCUUGAACAAGCUAAAGCCUGCCGAGCCCAAGGUCCGAGCUGCUCUUUGCUGUGUGUGGGAAGUAUUUAUAAAACCAAGCCACCUCAGAACCCCAUUGCCAAAGAUUUUGUGGCAAAUAGCAUGUCCCAACUUACCUCAGGGUAGCGUGAGAUUCUCAGCACAUGGGGACCAUGUCCGGCUGGCGGUCCCUGGAAGAGUGGGGUGGCAUGGUUGUGCUUGGGUUCCCAGCCACACUUGCUGUCUGUUCAGGUGAUUGUUUUAUACUCACAACUGAAGAAAUGCUAAGUGAGAAUACUACGUGACAGGGUAAAUUACAGGAGCCACUGAACAGGACUGCUGUGGUGUCGAAAGAUUUCAAGGGAAUUCUCAAGGCCUUUGGGGUGUGUAGUGUAGUGUAGUGUAGUGAUCGCUGGUGCAGUCACAUUAUCAGGACCAGCUUUUACUCUUAACUUUUUUUUUUUGGAAGUAAAACAGAGCAAAUGAAAUUUACAUUCUUGAGGCAAAAGUUAAAGUCUUGACAAAAAUACAGCAUUUGAAACUGAAUUUCCAAAUACAAGGGCUUUUACUUUAGGGGAUGGUGUUUCAAAGUGUGUGUUGUAAUUAGACUGUGUAAGCCAAACAGAUCAGGACAUUAUAAUGAGGAAAAUGUAAUGUGUUUUAAAUACUGUAAUUCAAGUCAUGGGUUCUUAUAAACUGUUAAUGCAACUGUUACCACCAAGAGAUGAAUUACUGUUUUCAAAGGCCAGUGUGAGCUGCUGUCUGAAAGUCUUCAUUUUCUGCAGCAGGUCUUACCAGAGGUCUUCAGGGCUUGUUAGGUCCUCAGCCAGGGAACCUGGGCAGAAGAUAGUCCCACAAGGCACUCUCCAUUGUGAACUGGAGUCCUGGCUUCCUGCUCUGGGGCUCGGUCUUCUCGUUGUGUCAAAAACCCAUUACUCCUGGCAUCCUCCUGCUUUUCCUGAAGCAACUGAGAACCUGGGUUGGGUUUUGUUUUUCUUUGAGAGGAACUCAAAUCUGUCAGUGCUGAGUACCAGUGGCAGAGGGGAGGGAGAGCCUCACACACCUGUCCCCCCUUGCUCACAUGGAUGUUAGCUUUGAGAGAUCUGGAGACAGUGUCUCCAAUGAACUGCUGAAUUGAGAAAUUCUCUCAGAGCAUAGUGUGGUUUUACUGGUGACGAGAGGCCCUGUAUUUAUUUGCUUGUUAACUUUUAUAAACCCCUUACCAAAAUAACCUCACUCUGAAUCUAAGAGGAUUGUUAGGACUCGUAUUUGGGCCCAAGCACUAUUCCAGUAAGGCCUUGGAAUUUUGUUUGUUCACUACAAAUGUGGGAAAAGCAUUCUAUUCUCAUGCAGAAUUCACCUUUUCUUCUUGGGUGGUAGGUGGUGUGGGGUUUGUGCAUCCUCAUAUCUGCAAUCUGUACGAUUACCCGGAGCAUAUAUCAAUACUCUCAAGUGUAGGUCACAGCACAGCUGAAAGCCUCCACCAUCAGGGAGCGUUUGUUGACAGGCCUACUUAGCACGCUGUGUGACAGCCAUCUAAAGCCCCUAUGGGGUUGAUGUUCUCAGGAACCAGUUCUGAAUGUCCUGUGUUAGAGCUCAGGGUUGAGAUCAUGUGAUCUAUCCGGGUUUCUAACACACUAGAAACUCCUCUUAAAAAGUUAGCAGCAGACCAGUGAGAGCGGGACUAAAGGCGUUCACUGGCAAGAGUGUUCUCGGAACUCAUGUGGUAGACAGACCUGACUCCAGCAGAUUGCCCGCACCACACGUGAGCUCUGACACAGGCACACAUGUGUGUGCGUGUGCAGACACUCAGACCAAUAUUUUAAAGCCAGUAAUUAGGGAAUGAUCCGCAGCAUCCUUUGGGUUGGUUUAUAGUCCAAGGAAAAGCUCUUUCUUGGGUUCUGUCUCCAACACCACAAACCAUAGGUAUUUUCUGACACUGGUCAUACACACAUCAGUUUUCUAUUUGUCGUAUCUGAAAAGUGAACAAACAACCCCAGGGAACAGGUUAUUUAUCACUGAUUAUUUUUAAUGAUUUUGUGCUAUGAUUUGACCAUGGCAUUAAGAACAAGCAGAAAACCUGAUUUCAUAACUAACAAACAGCACUUGUGCAACAUCUUUCAUCAAAAGUAUUGCAAUUACAGACCUGAGGUCUAAACCACAUCGCCGCCGGGGCAAAAGAUGCAGGUGGAUGACAGUGGAGAAUCACUGCCCAUAUAUAAGCAGGAGUUAUGUUAAAGAAUAAGCAUAUGGUUGUUUAAACACAAAAGGACUCUGACUUCUGAUCAUCAUAGCUCACAGAGAUCGGAAGGUUCAAAUACAAUUGUAUUUUUUUUUUAGUAGAUUGCUUUAUAAUAAAAAUAAAAUGAACUAAAUGCUGUG